UGCUUUCGCUUUGCAUGACACGUCAUCAAACUGCGACACCAAGGAACAAGCGCCACAUUUCUGUUGCGCCAAAUAAUUGUGGCAUUUUUAAGGCAUAUACCGGGAUAUAGCCAUAUAUGAAAAAUCAGAGGGCCUCCACCUGGAAUAACGUCGAUGCACAAUGAGCCUGUUUGGAACAACCGCCGGGUUUGGAGCAGGGGGGACUGGUGUCUUUGGUAACGCGACCACAGACAGCCACAAUCCCAUGAAGGUAAGCCAGGAUGUUGAAGUGACUUCACCUCCAGAUGACAGCAUCAGCUGUCUUGCUUUCAGUCCCCCCACCAUGCCAGGGAACUUCCUCAUUGGAGGAUCCUGGGCAAAUGAUGUGCGGUGCUGGGAGGUGCAAGACAAUGGACAGACUGUCCCUAAAGCCCAACAGAUGCACACAGGUCCAGUGCUGGAUGUAUGCUGGAGUGAUGAUGGGAGUAAAGUCUUCACUGCUUCCUGUGACAAAACAGCCAAGAUGUGGGAUCUUAACAGCAAUCAAGCAAUGCAGAUUGCACAGCAUGAAGGUCCAAUCAAAUCAAUUCACUGGAUAAAAGCCCCAAACUACAGCUGUAUCAUGACUGGUAGCUGGGACAAAACACUGAAGUUCUGGGAUACCCGCUCUCCCAAUCCCAUGAUGUCUCUGCAGAUGCCGGAGAGAUCUUACUGUGCAGACGUUGUAUACCCCAUGGCCGUGGUUGCAACAGCUGACAGAGGCCUGAUAGUGUACCAGUUGGAAAACCAGCCCUCUGAGUUCCGCAGAAUAGACUCUCCUCUCAAACAUCAGCACCGCUGUGUUGCCAUAUUCAAGGACAAGCAGAACAAGCCAACAGGCUUUGCACUGGGAAGCAUUGAGGGCCGGGUGGCCAUCCACUACAUCAACCCUCCAAACCCAGCCAAAGACAACUUCACCUUUAAGUGCCACAGGUCCAAUGGAACGAACACAGCCACUCCUCAAGACAUCUAUGCUGUGAAUGCCAUUUCCUUCCAUCCUGUCCAUGGCACACUGGCUACUGUGGGAUCAGAUGGGCGCUUCAGCUUCUGGGACAAAGAUGCCCGCACCAAGUUGAAGACCUCAGAGCAGCUCGAUCAGCCUAUUACAGCUUGCUGCUUCAACCACAAUGGCAACAUCUUUGCAUAUGCUUCUAGUUAUGACUGGUCGAAGGGUCAUGAGUACUACAACCCCCAGAAAAAGAACUACAUCUUCCUGAGGAACGCUGCAGAGGAGCUGAAGCCUCGGAACAAGAAAUGAUUCAUCGUGCCAUGUCGCAUCUCUUGGGGGGAAAUGCAAGGACCUGCUGCUUUAGUGUGUGUAUACGCUCGAGACUGACUCCUUCCUUUGGGCAAACACCUGGACCAAUGCCGCGCUGCUGCGUUUUGUGCAUGGACCAAUCAGAGGGGCCUGCCAAACCUGGUGUUGAUGACAGCUGCGUGACAAUUGGUCUUAGAUGUCAUCGUAGAAGGGCAGGGCUUUCUUUUUCAUUCAUCUUGAUAUUUCUUUGUUUUUUAAAUGUGUCCACUUCCUUUUUUUUUUUACAGCUUUCCAAAGACUUUUGAUUCUCUUAUGAUACUGUCACUCUGUGGUUUAGGUCAAUAAAUAAAACUGGGAUGUAAAAUAAACACAAAGUGCAUACUGUUAGAAUUCAACAUGUUUAUUCCAACUUGAGGGGGUAAGUAAGUGAAGAGAGAACCUCUUGUGUUUGCUGUAUAAAUAUUCAGGAUUUGUUGAUCUGUAUUAUGCAUGCAAACAAUGAACUUAACCACUCUCAUAUUCCAGCUGUAAACUCAUGUGAGUCUCUGACAUGUGAAUCAUCAAAAAUCUAAAUGAUAAACUUCACAUAACAUCUGUGUCAUAAUGUCCCUGUCUGUCUGCUUGAUUUAAUGAAAGUCAACCAGCAGGUGGAGCAUUUGUUCUUCUGUGUUAUCGUUCCAGGAGACAAAUCCUAAAGUCAGAAUGCUGAGCAGGAACAAAUGAGAUCAAAGCAGGACAGUGGGGCUCUUCGUGUCACUCCUUUUGACAGGGACACAGCUGGAAAUGGGGGAUUUAUCAAGAGGAUAUGAAUGAGCUAACAUGGGCUGCCACAAAAGGCCAUGUGUGAAAUGUGAACCAGUUCAUAGAGGAAGAGGUGUGAAUUAAAACCCUUUUUAUUGAGGUCAUUAGAGUAUCACCUCACUGCUAGCCUGACCCUUGAUACUUAGCAGUGGAACUCCAAGGCACCGGGGGGGGGGGAAGGUAAUGCUGCAGCCAGAGUCUGCGGCUCCUCUCAGCUUUCAUGUGUUGAAACUGGUAGCGGUCCUUUAACACAGUCUCCUGUACUGCUCUGUAAAACUGUAACCAGUGCAUUUCCUUUUACAAAGACUCCCUCAGGUUGACUAAACUUGUGAUCAUAAAUAA
Notolabrus celidotus (New Zealand spotty) is the source of this 2419-nucleotide messenger RNA. RefSeq names its product ribonucleic acid export 1 (gene rae1). Lineage: Eukaryota; Metazoa; Chordata; Actinopteri; Labriformes; Labridae. The transcript is spliced from 13 exons. Gene Ontology annotation, molecular function: ubiquitin binding; RNA binding. The record is from RefSeq and is a predicted model, not a curated record. Gene Ontology annotation, cellular component: nuclear pore. Gene Ontology annotation, biological process: RNA export from nucleus; transcription-dependent tethering of RNA polymerase II gene DNA at nuclear periphery. The coding region runs from base 161 to 1276 and encodes 371 amino acids.